This is a messenger RNA of Cherax quadricarinatus, 4174 nucleotides long. NCBI's taxonomy places the organism in Eukaryota, Metazoa, Arthropoda, Malacostraca, Decapoda, Parastacidae. The record is from RefSeq and is a predicted model, not a curated record.
GGCGAGACAGCUGUCGGGUGCGGCCAUAUUGUGGGAAAGGUUCUUGUGCAGUGGGGGAAAACUUCUACAUAUCCCCGAAUAUCGGUGUCAUCAGCGCGGGUCCACCAUGACGGAGCGGGAGGAUAACGUCUACAGGGCCAAGCUCGCCGAGCAGGCAGAAAGAUACGACGAAAUGGUGGAGGCUAUGAAAAUGGUAGCUUCAAUGGAUGUUGAACUAACGGUAGAGGAGCGAAACCUUCUAUCUGUCGCAUACAAGAAUGUUAUUGGUGCACGACGAGCCUCUUGGCGAAUAAUCUCUUCUAUUGAGCAGAAAGAAGAAAACAAGGGUGGCGAAGAAAAGUUAGAAAUGAUCAGGAAUUACAGGACACAGGUGGAGAAAGAGCUAAAGGAUAUUUGCUCCGAUAUAUUGGGUCUUUUGGAUAAACACCUUAUUCCCACGGCCUCUGCUGGAGAGAGCCGUGUGUUCUUCUACAAGAUGAAAGGAGACUACCACAGUUUUUUAAUUUACAGGUUGGGUCUGGCACUGAAUUUCUCAGUUUUUUAUUACGAGAUCUUGAAUAGUCCAGAACGGGCAUGUCGUCUGGCGAAGGCUGCAUUUGAUGAUGCAAUUGCAGAGUUGGACACAUUAUCAGAGGAGAGUUACAAAGAUUCCACUCUUAUUAUGCAGCUGUUGCGAGACAACCUUACGUUAUGGACCUCAGACAUGCAAGGAGAGAGUGGAGAUGGUGAUCAAAGAGAGAAAGAACAAGUGCAGGAUGUGGAGGACCAGGAUGUAAGCUAAUGUGGUAGUGGCGGCGGUGGCCCCCUUCACCCCUCUACCACCACCACCACCCUCUUACUCCUCUUGUACUAUUACCACCACCACCACCACCACCAUACUACUACCACCACCACCCCUUCCCACAGCGGAGCUCCAGUAUCAACACCAUCAUGUCUCCAACACUGCCAAAGAUGUCAACAUCACCUAUACCAUUUUGCAACAGGAAAGAUGGAGUGCUAUUUCAGGAAGCGCUUGUAGAAUGCAGUUAAUAGGGAUGGGUUUUCUGUGUGCAUUCAUUAGUUUCAGUAAUUUAUGCCUACAGUUGCUACUCAUUACUUGAGGUAUACAUUAAAUUUUGCAUGCUUUAACUUAACAUGGUAACCAGUUGUAUAUUUAGAUGUAUUUGCUGUGUCAAGGGCAAAAAUCUUGAAGUCUGGUGUGGACACUUUGGUUGCGUUCUGUGCAAAGUGAAUUUAAUAAUGAUGGAGCUCUGCUGUGAUGAUGGGAAAGGACUUGGCACCAUCAUUCCAAUCCUUCGUCCUAUGUUUGGCAUUUUCAUCACAUUCUUUGUGUUUGAAAAGAUCCAUUGCAUAUUUGUUGUGUAUUUAUUGAUAUUGGUACGUGAUAAGAAAUUUAAAUAUUAGGUAGGAUACUUCUCAUUUUAUGCUAUGAUUUCCUUGUAUAUUUUCAUAAGGUCUUAAAUUAAGACCAUUUCUGUUAAUCCAUCUUUGGUGUUCGGUGUCUGAAGUGGACAUUUAUGUUCCCCAGCUCAAUGUUUACUUAUGGCCCGAGGUGAGCAAGUUGGGUAACCAAGAUCCAGCUUAACCAGCCUUUCAACACUCCAAUCCCCAAAAACCCUACCCAGUUGGGGCUCCAUAUCCUCAAUAUUAUCCGGAGGCCAGCAUUUCCUCUCGAGCAUUGGGUCAUUUACAUUAUCUGACAUUUUUGUACCAUGCAAUCUCUCCAUACAGUGUGAAUGAGCUAAAGCGCAUUUUGGCACUUAUUUUUAUUGCUUGGGGAAUUAGCACAGUUAAGUUGAUGGAAUCAUCUUUUAAUCGUUUGUCUGUCAGUCCAAGUUGUCUUGUUGUUCUAACCGUUUAUAUAUCAUUGCAGAACAUGUUUGUUAGGAUGAAGUUUGUGGCCUAUUUGGUAGGGUGUUUGCAGAAACUAACAUGCUUGAAACUGCCACAAUGAAAUUAUACAUUUUCAAGCAGUUAGGAAAAGGUGAGCAUGGGUUAUUGACUUUUGACUAGUAGGUAUACUUCACUUUGAGCUUUCAGCUAUAUGUACAGCAUCCCUAGAUCAGCAGCCAUACCCUAAACCUCAUUUUUUUUUUUUUUUUUCCUGAAAAUAUCCGAGUCACAUCAUUUAGUGUUUACUGAGUAGUUUGUGCUUCAGUACACUGCUUUUCCCCAGCUGUGUGUGAUUGUGGUCACAAAAAUUUACUGGCCAGAUGAGUAAUAAGCCUUUUGUAGAUAACUGCAAAAGGCUCUAUUACACUAACAGGAGUAACUUCAUGGGCUCUUGUGACAGUCACAACUAAACAGGAGCCCAUGAAACUUGAAUAGGUGAGUUUAGUGUUAUAGUAAUGUUCCAUUGCUGCUGGUGCAGAGACUGCACCAUCAGAGUAAAUAAGCUCAUUAGUAUGACCAUGCGUGAAAGUUUUUAUGGUUUAAGGAAUAUCACCACUGAUCAGUCUUGUCUAUUAAAAUCCAGCCAGCCUAUUCUUUUAGUUACAUCUUUUAACAUCCAUAUUUAGUUGAUCGCUUGGUGCUGCCUCUUGUUGCAAAGAACUCAAACUUUCCCCUUGUUGCAGCGAAGGCAUUUUGAUAAGAGCCACUUAUUUGAGGCACUAAUAUUUUUGGGGGGAUAUGCACAGGUCACUUUGUUUCCAGGUUUAAUGUAUCUUGAGUAAACUAGAUGACCUGGUGUACCUACAACGUAAUAAAUGCACUGAAUUGACAAGAUUUUUCCAGUUCACUAGUCUCAUAGGAUGUAUUUUAUAAUAAAAUUUAAUAGUCUUGGAAAAAGUUGUAGCAUGAGCAUUCUCUCGUUAAGGUUUGCUCAAGAGUUUGGAAGGUGUGGGUUGGUGGUAGAUAGUUUCAACAAGUGUUGACAAGUUCCCCUUCUCCCUCUUCCUGCUCACUCUUUUUCCUUGUGUUGAGGAGAGCUUGUUUCUCCUGGUAAUUCAUUGGAUGAAAAGAGAGAAGGUGUUGAACAUAUCUUCUACCUGGCCCACAGAGCCAUUUAACUAGCUCGAAAAUUUCCCCUCCCCUCAUCCACACCUUUCCCUCACCAUCUCUGGCCCUUCGUUUUGUGUGGGUCACUCCUAGUUGCUGGUACAGUAGGCUAUGCUUAGCCCUUCCUGGCUUCUUCUGUGUCUAGUAUUUGUGUCGCAACUGGGGAAAAUUGACCCGGGUGCAAAACUUUCUAAGCUCGGAGUCGCUCGUUGCGUCACAUCUUGUGCUUUGUCAUUUGAAUGAUCACAACUAUCCAUUUUAAUAUCUACAUUUGUCAGUGAAUGGAGGAAUUGUUACUUCUUGAUCAUUAAAGUUGGAUAUUGUGUGUGGUCUCCAUAAGGUUACCACUUUUAUAAGGUUGGUGGAAUCUUGAGAGGUCAGUCAUUGAGCUGCUGUUGGUGCUUCAAUAAGGCUCUUUAUUUUUCAACAUAUUGAGGGAACAAUCCUUAUUGAUGUGCUUUAUUUAGAAGAGCUCUCAGUUACUGACCAAAUAACUUGUUUUGACCCAAGACAUUCCAGAGAGCAUUUUUGUAGUGGAAUACCUAAAUGAGCAACCAAGUGAUCACUCGGGCCUAUUCGUGCUACCGCUGCCAGCAGAUGGCUACCACUGUUGGUGAUGAGCACUUUCUUACAGUUCUUGGUGCUAGCAGAAACUGCCUCUAGGCACUCGUGGCAAUAAAAAAUACAAAUUGACAACUGACAAGUGCAGCUUCUCAAAUUCACAUACAGGUUACAAAUAAAGAUAAGAGCAUUGUGUACAGAGUAACAAAAAAGGGUCUGUGCUGGCAUAUUCAUUCUGUAGAGGCUUUUAGAUAGGGUUGGCUAAGUUUGUAGCCAGUUAUUUGUGUAGCAACCUAGGAAAGCUUGACCUUUGCAAGUUGUGUGUUUGGGUUUAAUUUCCAGGUUUGGCACGAAUGCCGGCAGAAAAUGGACAGUGUAGUAGACUUGCAAAACACGAGCCACAACAGUAGCUGUCAAUACAGUCCACAAUUGGUAUGACCAUGUGUUGUAUUUUUUACUACAAUACUACUCGUUAUACAUGCUAUACACCAAGAGUUGUGAUUCUUGCUAGAAUGUGCCCCUCUAUGUAAAUACCAAAUUGUGAUAGGCAAAGCACAUGUGUCAAUGCACUUGCAUGUCAAAAGUGUUUGAUUAAACCUCAUAUUCUCUAUAA